AUGUUCUCCAAGCAAAUCCUCAUCGCUGCGGCCUUCCUCGCCACUCUCUCCACGGCUGCUCCUGCCACCGGCAGUGCCAGCAGUGACACUACCGCCUUGAAGAUUGACGUUCCCGAGGGACUGAAGAUCCUCGAGCAGUACGAGACCAAAAGCGGAGGCACCGUAGUUUGGUUCGGCGACGAGAAUCCCGUCAACGCCACAAACACUGUUGUCCCUGACGAAGCAUCCACCCACGCCCUCAACCGCCGCUGCGGCUCCAACCGCGUCGCCUGCUACGGCGACCACCAGACCUUCAUGCCCACCUGUGAGGUCAUGACCUUGGACACCUCCGUCCUGCUGCGCGACACCCCCAUUCCCCCCCAGCCCUCGGUCCAUCUGCUUCUACCAGAGGGGCGCCACGUGCUGCGUCAGCUGGGCCGACAACGUGUCCGGGGCCGUUUACAGACACCUCAUCAACGGCGCGAAUGCGGUCAGGAAGGGGUGCCCGACUAG
Sordaria macrospora k-hell is the source of this 492-nucleotide messenger RNA. RefSeq lists its product as uncharacterized. Lineage: Eukaryota; Fungi; Ascomycota; Sordariomycetes; Sordariales; Sordariaceae. The record is from RefSeq and is a predicted model, not a curated record.